AAAAAAAUCAGGCAGUAAUAUCGCUACAAUUUCUAGCACUUUCACUCUUGUCAUUGCAAUGAAUGUCGCACGGGGGCGCCACUGAACCCCAACAUUAAAGCUUUGUUUGUUUUCCUUUAAUUUAUUUUUUAAAAACAAGACACUCGUUUAUAUCACAUUGUUUUUCAAAUAAAUAUUACGUAAAAGAAAAGCAUGGUAACAGUGACAGCAAGCAAUAUCUUAUAUAGAGCUACCUUUUCGCCCGCUCAGCUGUGACGUCAUUCCCAGCUUCCGGGGUAAACGGAAGACAGCAGAACAGGAGGAGAAGGAGAAAGAAGUGUGCACGACGCUAAUAAGUCAGUCUUAUUAUUUGUUAUCCAGUUUAUAAUAUUUACGUCGUAUAAAAUACAUAUGGGAUUCGUUUUUAAGGAUAAAUUGGUCUCGAUGCACUAGAAGCACUGUGCCGCUUUUCGUGCUAUCUUUGCUUGUUAGUUAGCUUAGCUCGCUAGUUAGCUUAGCUUGUUAGCUGCUAACAGAAGACACAGAAGUUAUCAACACAUCGCUAAGUAGAGAUCAAGUGUGAGAGUAAAGUGUUGUGAUUGUGUGAAAAUGUGCCAAAGAAUGAUAGCAAAGUAUGAGGAGGAACUUUGUCCAACAAAAGAGGAGAAGGAGCGACAACAUCAACUACUGGACGCUGUUUUCAAGAAACAUCAAGUUGUGUUACACAGAACAGACCUCAAUAAAGAACAUCUUCCUCAUGAGCAGGAAGAAGAGCCACAGCCCCACCACAUUAAAGAGGAAAAAGAGGUACCACAUUCCCAACACAUUAAAGACGGAGGAGAGGACCCACAGCCCCCCCACAAUAAAGCGAAACAUGAGACGCCACAGACCCAUAAUGUUAAACUGACCCUUCACAUUAAAAGGCAAGCGGAGGACCCACUGAUCUUACACAUCAAAAAGGAAGAGGAGGAUCCACUGACCCCUCACUUUAAGGAGCAAGAGAACCGGCUGACACCUCACAUUAAAAAGGACGAGGAGGACCCACUGACCUCCUGCUUUAAAGAGGAAGAAGAGGACCAAGAGCCGCCGCACAUUAAAGAGGAAGAGGAGGAAGAGGGCAUCAGUCAGCCUAAAUGGUUGGAGGAGUUCCCAGUGACUGGUGUCCCUGUGAAGAGUGAAGAUGAUGAGGUGAAAGGUGAAAGUGAGGAGAGGGGAGGGGGGGAGCCUCCAAGCAGCAGCUCAACACAACACAUGACAACAGAAGCUGAUGGAGACCACUGUGGAGGAUCACAAGCAGACAAGCUCUUAGCUCCACUAUCAGAUAGUGAGGACACAACGUCACACUCUCCUGACACUGAUGAUGAAGACUCUAAAGAUGAUAAGACAUGUCACACUGACAACACUCACUUCACAUCUUCUCACUGUCACAAAACCUUUAAAUACCAUUGUCGUCUAAAAUCACACAUGAGAACACACACUGGAGAAAAACCUUUUUCUUGUUCACUCUGUAGUAAAGGUUUUACACAAAGUAUCAAUUUGAAAGUACACAUGAGAACACACACUGGAGAAAAACGUUUUUCCUGUUCAACCUGUGGUAAAGGUUUUACACAAAGUCAGAGUUUGAAAAGACAUAUUAGAACACACACUAGAGAAAAACCUUUUUCUUGUUCACUCUGUAGUAAAGGUUUUACACAAAGUAUCAAUUUGAAGGUACACAUGAGAACACACACCGGUGAAAAACCUUUUUCCUGUUCAACCUGUGGUAAAGGUUUUAGAGAAAGUCAACAUUUGAAAAGACACAUGAGAACACACACUGGUGAAAAACCUUUUUCCUGUUCUACCUGUGGUAAAGGUUUUGUUGAAAGUCAGAGUUUGAAAGUACAUAUGAGAACACACACUGGUGAAAAACCUUUUUCUUGUUCAAUAUGUGGUAAAGGUUUUGCACAAAAUCAGAGUUUGAAAAGACACAUGAGAACACACACUGGAGAAAACCUUUUUAUCUGUUCAAUCUGUGGUAAAGGUUUUGUUAAAAGUCAGGGUUUGAAAGUACACAUGAGAACACACAUUGGUGAAAAACCUUUCUCCUGUUCAAUCUGUGGUAAAUGUUUUACACAAAGUCAGGAUUUGAAAAGACACAUGAGAACACACUCUGGUGAAAAAUCACAUUCCUGUUCAAUCUGCAACAGAAGCUUUGGUGACCGAUCAACCCUUGUAAGACACAUGAGAAGACACCCUGGAGAGAAAGUGUUGAGUUGCAGUGUGUGUGGUGAAAGAUUGUCUUCUAAGUAGCAGUGUAAGAAACACAAGUGUGCUGGUGAGAACAGCAGCAGCAAAUGAAACUGCAGGAUUUGAAAUAAACUGUCCAGACUUUCAUUUUGACUUUCUAACAACAUCAGCACAUAUAACAUGUGUGACAUUGUUGUUUGUCUAACAAUCUGUUUAAUAUGCGCCUACAUUUAUAGAUUAAACAUUUUAUAUUAAUGCUUUUUUCAGUCAAGCACAUGCAUUAAUAUGCAACAUUGUGUACUUUUGUUAAAAAAUGGACAGAACAAUUUGAGUAAAAAAGUGAGAGUAAACAGUAAAAUACAUAUUUUACAUGCAAUAAACAUGUGUGUAUGUAUACACAUACACACACACACUCAUAUAUAUAUAUAUAUAUAUACUGUAUAUUCAUCAUACAAUUUUAGACCUAUUUAUAUGAAAUAUUGAAAUAUUACAUAUUUGUAUUUGUAAUUGUUAAUGAUCCCAUAGAUUAUCACCUUUAUAUGAUAUACAUAUGUACUGGUUCACAUCUGAAACAUCUUCUGGACCACUUCAGGAAGCAUAUUAUUAUUUACUUUAUACAUCAUUUGAACAGUUGUCUUUUAAACAAUUUUAAAAUGUGUGUCUUUUUGAAUCAUUUGUUGGGUCUCUAUAAUCUAUUUUAUUCAUUACCGUCAUUACUCUGUAUUAUGAUGAUUGUGUUGUGAUUAUUUUAUAUGUAUGUCCCCAGACCUUUAUGCAAUAUAAAAGUGAGAGAAAAUGGCUGAGUUUUUGUGGAAGGAUGGCUUUGUUUUUACAAACUUACAUUUGUGGAUAAAUCAAAUAAAUCCAGUAUUGUGUUUUAAACUUUU
Nerophis ophidion (straightnose pipefish) is the source of this 3092-nucleotide messenger RNA. RefSeq names its product gastrula zinc finger protein XlCGF57.1-like. NCBI's taxonomy places the organism in Eukaryota, Metazoa, Chordata, Actinopteri, Syngnathiformes, Syngnathidae. The coding region runs from base 589 to 2268 and encodes 559 amino acids. Gene Ontology annotation, biological process: regulation of transcription by RNA polymerase II. Gene Ontology annotation, molecular function: RNA polymerase II cis-regulatory region sequence-specific DNA binding; DNA-binding transcription factor activity. The record is from RefSeq and is a predicted model, not a curated record. The transcript is spliced from 2 exons.